UUUUGGCUAAAACCCUUGUCUUCAAUGUCUGCCGCGAUUCUCCAUUUGUAAUGUUCAAUCUCUUCUUCUUCAGCCAAGUGAUAACCCUUUUCAAUUCAUGUCUCUCUCCCUUUCUUCAUCUCUACUCUUCUUCCCUCGGACAGAUUCUAUCUCCUUCAGAUCAUAUAGAAAUCAAGGGACUUGCGCUUUAUGGAGAUACGCAAAGAUUACGAAGAAGAAUUUCGUGGUUACAUCAGCUUCAAAAAGGAUAUCUUUCGGCACAGAAUGCAGGGAGGGUCUAUUAGCCGGUAUCAACAAGCUUGCUGAUGCUGUUUCUAUCACCAUAGGCCCCAGAGGACGCAAUGUUGUCCUGUCAGAUAAGGGGAAUAUUAAAGUGAUAAAUGAUGGUGUUACAAUAGCUCAAUCUAUAGAUCUUUUGGAUGCCAUUGAAAAUGCAGGAGUAAUGCUGAUCCAAGAGGUAGCCACCAAGACCAACAAUUCAGCUGGAGACGGAACAACCACUGCAGUUGUUUUGGCUCGUGAACUGAUCAAAUCUGGUUUGCUGGCUAUUUCUCGUGGAGCCAAUCCAAUCUCGUUAAGGAAAGGAAUGGAUACGACUGUUAAAGAACUGGUCAAAAUUUUAAACGAGAAAGCUAGUCCAUUGAAAAGAAGGGAAGAUCUAAAAGCUAUAGCAACCAUUUCGGCUGGAAAUGAUGAAUUUGUGGGUAACAUUAUUACUGAAGCAAUCGAUAAGAUUGGUUUGGAUGGGAUCAUUUUACUUGAAACUUCGUCAACUUCAGAAACCAUUGUGAUUGUUGAAGAAGGAAUGAAGAUUGAUAAGGGAUAUAUGUCUCCACACUUUGUUACAAAUGAUAACAAAUCCACUGUGGAGUUUGAAAAUGCCAAAAUCCUUGUCACUGAUCAAAAAAUAUCGCACAUCCAAGAGAUUGUUCCUUUAUUAGAGAAAGUUAUCCAGCUGAAUGUUCCGCUGUUAAUAAUUGCUGAGGAUAUAUCAAGGCAAGUGCUAGAAACCCUAGUUAUGAACAAAACACAAGGUGUAGUUAAAGUUGCUGUUGUAAAGUGUCCCGGGGUUGGAGAAAGAAAGAAAGCUUUGUUACAAGACAUUGCCCUGAUGACAGGUGCUGAUUUUUUGUCUGGGGACUUGGGCUUUAUGCUUGAAGGUGCAACAUCUGAUCAGCUUGGUAUUGCACAAAGAGUAACUGUAACAAGUGAUUCCACCGUUAUUGUGUCUGACCCGUCCACAAAAGCUGAAAUUCAGGCAAGAAUUAUGCAGAUAAAGAAGGAUCUAGCUGAAACGGAGAAUAAAACUCUGUCUGCAAAGCUCUCUGAAAGGAUUGCCAAACUUUGUGGCGGCGUUGCUGUGAUUAAGGUAGGUGCUCACACGGAGGUGGAACUUGAAGAUAGAAAGCUAAGAAUUGAGGAUGCAAAAAAUGCCACAUUUGCCGCCAUGCAUGAAGGUAUAGUACCCGGUGGUGGAGCUACAUAUGUGCAUCUUUCUGAGGAAAUUUCAAACAUAAAGAAAUUUAUAGAAGAUCCAGAUGAGUUGAUUGGUGCUGAUGUUGUUAGGAUGGCACUUGUUGCACCUGCCAGGUUGAUUGCGGCCAAUGCUGGAGUUGAUGGAGACGUAGUUGUUGAGAAAAUCCGUGCUUGUGAGUGGGAAAGUGGGUAUAAUGCAAUGACAAACACAUACGAAAACCUUAUAGUUGCAGGUGUGAUCGAUCCUUGUAGAGUUUGUAGAUGUGCCCUUCAAAAUGCUGUUUCUAUAGCUGGUGCACUCUUAACAACUCAGGCUAUAUUAGUGGAUAAAAGAAAACAGCCUAAGAAUCAACUUCCUCUUCUUCCUGGAAUAGGUCCAUAGAUUAAGGAAAAUGCCCAACCAGGUAAAAACAUAAUUGUCUUUCUUGUGCUUAUGAUGAGAAGAUGGGGGAACAUGACAAGUAAGAACAAAUGCCAACUAGGUCCCCAAGGAAAUUGAUGAAUGGCCUAUUCGUGUAAAGGCUCGAGGCAUGAAAUUGUUGUAACAGGUGGGAUUAUCUGUUUUGGGAUGUCUAUUUUUUUUUACAUUGGAUGAAAUCUUUACCAUUUUGUAGCCAAUUUGUUGUAAUGUUAUUCACUACAGUUAGAGGUCCUGUUGUAGGUUUUUUGUUUUUAA
Molecule: messenger RNA, 2152 nt
Organism: Impatiens glandulifera
Lineage: Eukaryota; Viridiplantae; Streptophyta; Magnoliopsida; Ericales; Balsaminaceae
Product: chaperonin 60 subunit alpha 2, chloroplastic-like
Exons: 9
Coding region: 98-1858 (586 amino acids)
Biological process (GO): protein refolding
Molecular function (GO): ATP binding; ATP-dependent protein folding chaperone
Source: RefSeq, a predicted model, not a curated record